AUGGACAUCACCAGAUUCCAGGAGAUGCAAUUGCCUGGCAAAGAGUAUGCAGAGGCAAUUGGCUCAGCUAUGGCAGUCCUCCACUGGGAGGCACAGAUUGACUGCAACGACAUCGAGUUUGUCCUGGGCUCGUCGCCGACCACUCUCGAGAGAGCUCGUAUGACUUCCAGCGAACUCAAGGAGCUGAAACCAGAGACUAGCACGUACAACGCGGUCUACGGACCGUCAAUAGUCAACUUCGAAAAGCGCGUCAUGUCUCUAUGGGCUAUGGACUUCGACCAGUGCAAAUCCAUUUCUAUGGACGCAGCUGGUCUGGACUUAGCUGUUUCGGCCCUAGAGCGCAACAACUACAUUCCAAGACCCGGCAGCGGCCGUGCCUACCAGGAGGACCUUUCAGUGGCAUUCCGCGAGACCUACCUCAAAGUCUCUAAAACAAUCCUUCCAGCUAAGUACCGACCACUCGCCGACCAGUUCAUCUCUAAGAUGGGUGCAGCUUGCGCACGGUACUACAACAAGUACCCGGAUCAGAAGGAGAGUGGUACUUCCAGGUCUGCAAGUGCUUCGAAAGGGUUUGGAGCACCCAACCCAGCGGCAAACACCUCACGCCGAGGUGACGAGCGUAGCUGGAGCCAAAACGAUGAGAGCAAGUUCUCAAGCAGAGGAGGGGGCGGCGGCAAUGCUUCAACUCGGUCGCGCGACGAUGAUCGAGGCAGAGGUGGUAGAGAGGGAGAUAGCAGAGGCAGAGGUAGUCGUGGCGAAGGUGAUCAAGGCUCAGGCGGUCAAGGCUCGGGCAAUCGCGGCUCAGGCAGUCGUGGCUCAGGCCGUGGUAUGGCAGACGUGGAUCUCAGUAGACGUGGGAUUAGGGGAGGCAGGGGUAGAGGUUGA
Molecule: messenger RNA, 885 nt
Organism: Fulvia fulva
Lineage: Eukaryota; Fungi; Ascomycota; Dothideomycetes; Mycosphaerellales; Mycosphaerellaceae
Exons: 1
Coding region: 1-885 (294 amino acids)
Source: RefSeq, a predicted model, not a curated record